Messenger RNA from Cannabis sativa, 491 nucleotides. RefSeq lists its product as uncharacterized. The transcript is spliced from 4 exons. Gene Ontology annotation, biological process: proteolysis. NCBI's taxonomy places the organism in Eukaryota, Viridiplantae, Streptophyta, Magnoliopsida, Rosales, Cannabaceae. Gene Ontology annotation, molecular function: cysteine-type peptidase activity. The record is from RefSeq and is a predicted model, not a curated record. The coding region runs from base 111 to 491 and encodes 126 amino acids.
GGUUGCUUUCUGUUAAUACUGGGUAAGAAUUAUUUAGUUAACUAUUUAUGUUAUCAAUAUAUUUGACUUACAUAUAAUAUCUUACUUUGGUGGUCAACAGAGACCAUUGGAUGCUAGCAAUUAUUGAUGUAUUGCGUGAAACAUGUUAUUGGCUUGACUCAAUUGGAUUACCCCCGCCUAAUAAAAUUAAAUCUCUAAUGGCAAUGACUUUUGAUUACUACAAUGCUUCCAGUAAUAGGCAGCCAAAAAAGUCUGGCAUUACAUGGAAAUCUAUAAAAUGUCCUCAACAAAUAUCGGAUUUUGAGUGUGGAUAUUAUGUAAUGAGAUACAUGCGUGAAUUUUGCAUGAAUUCUAGACCUAUCAAUUGGCUAACCACUCAAUGGAAUGGGAAAAAAACUUAUACAAAACAAGAAAUUGAUGAAAUUCGUUUGGAAUGGGCUGACCAAUUUUUAGAAGAAAUUACAGAAGAUGGAGUGCUUUUAAUUGAGUGA